GAACAGAGGGAGAGGGUGAAAACUGCAUUGCAAAGUUGGUGGACAGUAAAAAACAAGAAAGAAUAUCAAUGGAUCCCUUCUAUUUUGGGAACGUGAAUUGCGCUCCUUUUCUCACCCAUCUCUUUCUCUUGCUUUGUCUGUUCUUCCUCAGAUGGAGAAAAGGGAUCAUUCAUAUAUACAUCUAUUCCAAAUCCAACAUUCAUACGCAGGCUUGUUCAGGGAUGGAAGGUGCAAAUGGUUUGUCAAACCUGAAAACCUUGGCUUAUACCGGCAGAUGUGUGCCACUCUCUCCAUAUCCCUUCCUAUCUACUUCCACAUCCUACUCUGAUUCUUCACUGGCUGAAUCAAAGGGAAAUGUGAAGUGUCAGGGAAGUGUAAUUAACCACCAUCGAUGUUCUUCCGAGAGCUUCCUUAUAGAGGAGCAACCCUCAUGGCUUGAUGAUCUUUUAAAUGAGUCAGAAACUCUUAUCCACAGAGGUCAUCAUCGUCGCUCAGCAAGUGAUUCUUAUGCAUACUUGGGAGAAGCAGCAGAGACAUUAAACAUAAGUGAGGAACCUAAAUAUGUCAAUGCAAAUGUUGGGACCUCUACAAGAUCACAAAACCUAUUGCAUUACAAAGAUGUAGACAGCAACUCCACUGAGACCAAGACAAACUCACUAGCUGAGAAAAAUAAUCAGGAGUUGGAAGAAGUGGUAUCUACUUUAGCUGUAGAGCAAAGCAGAGAUGAAACUAGUUCACAGAAUCUUGAGGGAUCUGCUGAUAAAACUGGUGCUUCUCAAAAGUCUUCUGGAUCGAAAGAUUCGAAGCGUGCUAAACAGCACAAUGCCCAUCGGUCUAGGGUAAGGAAACUUCAGUACAUAGCUCAUCUUGAAAGGACUGUUCAAAUCUUGAAGGCAGAAGGAUCUGAAGUUUCAGCUGAACUUGAAUUCAUUGAACAGCAGAAUAUGAUCUUGAACAUGGAAAAUAGAGCAUUGAGGCAGCGCCUGGAGAGUAUCUCACAGGAGCAAAUCAUCAAACACUGGGAGCAAGGGAUGUUAGAGAGAGAAAUUGGGAGGUUGCAAACUCUAUAUCAUCUACAGAAGCAACAGCAAAUGCAGCUGCAGCAUCAUCAGCAGCAACCACACAACCAGCAUUCCAAACAGCGUCGAAACAGAAGUAGAGAUCUUGAUCAUCAAUCAAACAGUUCCACAAAGAAUAAGGACAAGGAUGCCAGUUCCAGCAAAAAUUCAGUUACUGGUUCUGUUCGAGUCUAAUCGACCCAAGUGCUAUUCCAACUAGCCCAAACACACACACAAGCUGAUGGGGGGCACAGAAACAUUCUAUUUCAGUCCCACCAGUUUCUCCUCUAUUUAUUUUUCACCUUUUUCCUUAUUGUUUUCUGGUUCUUUAUUACUUGUGCUGCUGCCACCGCUAGUUCAUCACUUCUAUUUUUAAUGAUCUAGAUUUAGCAGGGCCUUUCCAAUGCUUAAGAAGUCAGCCCUGAACUGUACAGUUGACUUUCAGCAGGGUACUGGUAGCCAGUUGAGGAAUAGAAGUGAGCUACCACUUGUUUGAAGUGGUUUUUCAUACACUUCUACAUGUAGCUUAAUUUAUAUCAUUUCUUCUUUCUUGCCAA
Molecule: messenger RNA, 1615 nt
Organism: Sesamum indicum (sesame)
Lineage: Eukaryota; Viridiplantae; Streptophyta; Magnoliopsida; Lamiales; Pedaliaceae
Biological process (GO): regulation of DNA-templated transcription
Molecular function (GO): DNA-binding transcription factor activity
Source: RefSeq, a predicted model, not a curated record